AUGGAGUCUUUUGGUGCUCUCAAGCGUCGGACGACGGAGAUUCUCCAGAACAUCCCCCAGAAUCUCCCCAACAUGCCCAAUGUCAAGGUGAAGAGGCCAUCUCUCUCUCAGGGCUCUGGACCCAAGCCCAUGAAGGGCACCUGGGAGAAGAUUGACGUUCCUCCUCUGCCUCGCUCGUCUCACACCGUCAACGUCGUCAACGGCACAGCCUACAUCUUCGGCGGCGAGGUCAGCCCCCGUGAACCCGUAGACAACGAUGUCCUUGUCCUUCGCCUGCCCUACAACAGCGCUGGUGCCGACUACUACAAGGUCAAGUCCGCACCUCCGAAGCAGUACACCCCGCCCGCCGAUGCUGCCCCCGCUGCUGCUCCCGCCCCCGCCGAGAAGAAGAAGGUCGUCGCGCCGACAAUCGAGGAAAAGGCCGACCAAAAGGAGCAGCUUCUUGACGAGGUGUCGUUGGCCUCUCCAGGAGCUGGUCCUGCCGCCGAAGAGAGUUCGUCCGAAGAGGAGAGCUCUGAAGAGGAGGACUCUGAUGAGGAGAGCGAAGAGGAGACCACCAAGGACAAGGGCAAGGGUCUAGAAAAACCCGCUCUGGGCGACGUCCCUUGCCCUCGAGUUGGUCACGCCAGCGCCGUCAUUGGCAGCCGCAUCUUCGUUUUCGGCGGUCGCGGAGGACCAGAGUUGGCUCCCCUCGAGGAGGCCGGCCGUGUCUGGGUCUUCGACACUCGUACCAACACCUGGACUUUCCUUGACCCCGUCCCCCCGGCUCCCGGCGUGACCAACCUACCCAUGCCUUCACCACGAAGCUACCACGCUGCCGCUGCCACCGACCGCCCCCGUGAUUUCGCCCCUAAGCGCCCGCGCCGUGCCCAGACCUGGAAGACCUGGGCUCUUGGGGACAGUUCCGAAACUGGCAUCCCUCAGGCCCCCAUUGUCGGCCAUCUCGCCGCUAAUGCCGUCGACGAGGAGGAUGAGGGAUACGGCACCUUCUUCGUUCACGGUGGUUGCUUGGCAGGCGGCGAGCGCACCAACGACCUCUGGGCAUUCGAUGUCCGAAGCCGUGUGUGGAGCCAGCUCCCCUCAGCGCCCGGCCCGGCGCGUGGAGGCGCUGCCAUCUGCGUGAGCAAGAGCCGUCUGUUCCGAUUUGGCGGGUUCGACGGCAAGAAUGAGCUUGGUGGUCAAUUAGACUUCAUUCACCUCGAGAUGGAUACUUUUGAUGACGGCGUUUCCAAGGGCGAGAUCGCCGUCCACGGUCGCGGCGGAUGGCAAAGCAUUGUCCAGGGUGCCAACUCUGGCGAGCAGGAGAUCAACCUUAUUCCCGGCCAGACAUGGCCCGGUCCCCGCAGCGUGGCUGGUCUCGAAGCUGUAACUAUUGGCGCCGGCCGUGAGUACCUGUUGCUCAUCAUGGGCGAGCGGGAGCCAAGCUCGGACGGCCAUGCCGGCGCCGGCGCCAUGUGGGACGAUGUGUGGGCAUUCCAGGUCCCGCCUCUCGGCAUGACUGCCGCCAGCGUCCGGGAUGCCAUGUGGUCCAGCAUGGGCUGGCAGACGGGCGAGGGCAGAUGGACGCAGCUUACCAUGGAGCCCUACGACGAUGAUAAUGACGAUGGUGAGCCGGCAUCGCGUGGCUGGUUCGCGGCAGCGCCAAUGGCCGACGUCGAGGAGAGCGGCGUGGUCAUCUGGGGAGGACUGAGCUCAGAGAACAAGAGAUUGCGUGACGGAUGGAUCCUGAGGAUCCCCGAGUGA
Colletotrichum chrysophilum is the source of this 1743-nucleotide messenger RNA. RefSeq lists its product as uncharacterized. Bases 1 to 1743 code for a protein of 580 amino acids. Lineage: Eukaryota; Fungi; Ascomycota; Sordariomycetes; Glomerellales; Glomerellaceae. The record is from RefSeq and is a predicted model, not a curated record. The transcript has a single exon. Gene Ontology annotation, molecular function: protein binding.